Molecule: messenger RNA, 2529 nt
Organism: Gymnogyps californianus (California condor)
Lineage: Eukaryota; Metazoa; Chordata; Aves; Accipitriformes; Cathartidae
Gene: MLF2
Product: myeloid leukemia factor 2
Exons: 11
Coding region: 1100-1879 (259 amino acids)
Biological process (GO): regulation of DNA-templated transcription
Cellular component (GO): nucleus; cytoplasm
Source: RefSeq, a predicted model, not a curated record
CUCUGCAAAGUCAGGAUUUGGAACUGGUGCUCUGAGUUUAAUUGAAUAUGUUUCAGUUUGAGCAUUUAAUAGAAAAAGCAAUGGGUACUUGUGGAACAGAGAGUGCAAUAAGUACAUAUCUCCUUAAGGAAAGUAUGAAAGAGAUUGGAUAAAUUGUGUGUGACAGGGAGGUAGGACGUCCCCACCUUGUCAUCUCGUCUCCUCUGCAGCUACAGCUGCUCCUCUCGUGAUCUGCUAAUCUACGUUCUUCCUAGCUACACACAGUGCAUAGUGCCUCCCCCAAAGAAAUUGUCAUGUAACCCAGACAUACAGAUCUAGACUAGUACUGAAAUAACAAAUCGUGAAAAUGCAUGCAUUAAUUUUUUUUUUCCCCUGCUACUCUUUCACAAAGCCCCUCUGGCCAGCUUCUCAGGUCUAGCUGCUAUCAGCGUUCAAGCCCUGGUUUGGUUCAAGUACCCCUCUUUCAUCCCUCUCUUCUGCAAGAAGAAAAUCUUAAUUUCUGGAGCUACACCAAAAAAUAGGAGCCGAAAAAAUCUAUAAAGUGGCCAGAUGUUGUUCCUCUCUGCUUCUGCUUGUCAGGAGAUGCAUGUCUCAUGGCUCUGCUGUUCUCUUCACCGAUCCAGUCAAGAGGAAAUAGCCAAGAAUCCAGCCACCAGCCAACUUUGCAUUGGGAAAUGGCUUCAUGAGAGGCCACACAUUUAAAUAAGCGCUGCAGAGGGCUGGGAAGCAGGAUGGAGGUCGUGGUUCUCACUCACAGCGUGACAGACAUCCUUAACACGAGGAAAAUAUUCUGAAAGUAAUCGCUGCCACACAACACAAGCUGCAGCCACCACAAGCUGGCUCUAGCAUCCCAAAUAGGAAUUGUCACGUUUGAGGAUCAAAUCAGGGCUGUCCUUCACUCAGGGUGCCCUUCAUCUGAGGUCAGAGUUAGUUGUUGGGUGAGGAUUACGUAAGAGGCACAGAUGAAGGGAACCAAUGAGGAAAUGGCUGUGGGUAGCUCUGACUUCUGAUAACGAGGAUUUCUUUGUCUUACAGGCGUCCACAGGGGCCCUGGAACAUUUGGACGCAUUAAGAAGCUGUUUCUGUCUUCCUGGCCAAAAUGAUGGGUCCCUGGAAGCAGCAGAGGCCGCCCCCGCCCGAGGGAAGCAUGUUCCGGCUGAUGAGGGAUGGCGAGCCGGAGGACCCCAUGUUUGCCAUGGACCCUUUUGCCAUCCACCGGCAGCACAUGAACCGCAUGCUUUCUGGAAGUUUCGGGUUCGGCCCGCUCCUUGGCAUCACUGAUGGGACCACACCUGGGGCUCGCCAGGCUGGCCGUAGGAUGCAGGCAGGAGCUGUUUCACCCUUUGGGAUGCUCGGCAUGGCAGGUGGCUUUAUAGAUAUGUUUGGGAUGAUGAACGACAUGAUUGGAAACAUGGAGCAUAUGACAAGUGGUGCUAACUGCCAGACAUUUACCUCCUCAACUGUCAUCUCCUAUUCCAACCUGGGUGAUGGGCCCAAAGUCUAUCAGGAGACCUCAGAGAUGCGUUCAGCACCUGGUGGGAUCCGUGAGACUAGACGGACCGUAAGGGACUCGGACAGUGGCUUGGAACAAAUGUCGAUUGGACACCACAUCAGGGAGCGGGCCCACAUCAUGCAGCGGUCCCGGAACCAUCGCACGGGUGACCAGGAGGAGAGGCAGGACUACAUCAACAUGGAUGAAAGUGAUGCAGCCGCGUUUGAUGACGAGUGGAGGCGAGAGACAUCCCGUUUCCGGCCGCAGCGAGGGCUGGAUUACCGACGUCAUGAAGGCAGCAGUGGCCGUCGGGCUGAAGGGACUCGUCUUGCGAUCCAGGGCCCUGAGGAUUCUCCCUCCAGACAGUCCCGUCGGUAUGACUGGUGAACCCAGAGCAGACCUUGUGGGGGGUGCAGCGUGGCCACCCCCAAAUCUACCUACACGCUCUUGUACAGACAGUGAAACUCUGAAGCCCCUUCAAAGCACCACUUGGACCCUCCUCAAAUUUAGUAUUAACCUCCCUCCCACUUAAGAAUUGAAACAAAGCAACUAAUCUUCUGCAUUGCUCUUUUUUGCCCCAUUUGGGUGCUGCAGUGGGGCGUGGGGAAUCUCACUGAUGUGCAAGGAACGCAUUAAUUGCCCAUUCCCUUUCUGCUCUCCCUUGGUUCUGUUCUUUCUGCCAGUAGUGGUGGGCAUGAGGAGCUGCCACCUUGCCUCUUCCAUCCUUUCCACUCUUUCUGUGCUGGGUUGGGCUGGUUCUGAAGUUUGUGUUUAGUCCCCUGUGAAAGAAAUAUGAGGGAAUUCUGCUAGAACCCCGUGUCGGUCCCCUCACCGGGACAGAGGCUUCCAUUCCCCUCCUGCUCCUUGGUGCAGCUAUGGAGAAGCAGAAGGAUGUGUGCGUUAGAGAAGGGAGAAGCAGAACAAAAGCUGGAUCAGCCUGUGGGCCCCCCCCGCCGACCCCUCUUCAAUCAGCUCCCCCACUUUUUUAAUUUGUGAAACUUGUAACUAGAUGUUUACUGAAUAAAGAAACAAACUGU